AAAAGGUUAUCUCUACUGUUUCGUUACUUUUACACUAUGGGCAGCACCAGUCCCUCAUGGUGAUAAUGAAGUGAUUUGAAAUGUGCUGAGCUUGAUUGUACACUUUUUAAAAAUGAUUGUCAAGACUACUGUUAGAUUUUUAUAUACCUGUAAGCAAGCAUUUAACAAGAAUAAUAAGCUUGGGGGAAAUCAAGUAUGGAUUGUUGGUGCAUGCUUCGGUGCCGGCCUAGCUGCUUAUUCAACUGUGAUCAAGCAUGCGGAAAUGGCUAGUUUAAGCAUAGAUAAAAACAAUUUUAUGGCUGAGCCAAUUACUGAUUCAGCAAUAUUGAAAGCGAACCCAUCAGAUAUGAAAACCAAAAUGGAAUUAAUGAUUAUGAAAAUUCAGAAAGACUUUUGUAAAGCAUUAGAAGCUGAAGAAGAUCCAGAAACUAAAUUUGUUGUUGACAGGUGGUUAAGAGAAGAAGGAGGAGGAGGAAUUACAUGUGUUUUACAAGAUGGACGCAUUAUUGAGAAAGCUGGUGUGAACAUAUCUGUCGUCUCAGGGAAUUUGCCUGCUGGUGCUAUACAACAAAUGAAAUCUAGGGGAAGAGAAUUUGUUGGAUCAGGACCUUUGCCAUUUUUUGCAGCUGGUGUAAGUUCUGUAAUUCAUCCUAGAAAUCCUAUGGCUCCCACUAUUCACUUUAACUACAGAUAUUUUGAAGUAACAGAUUCUUCAGGGAAGAAACAUUGGUGGUUUGGUGGUGGAACUGAUUUGACACCAUAUUAUCUCAAUCAAGAAGAUGCAAAACAUUUCCAUUCUACUUUGAAAGCUGCUUGUGAUAAACAUGACAAAAGUUACUAUCCAAGGUUUAAAAAAUGGUGUGAUGAUUAUUUCAAGAUUACUCACAGAGGUGAAAGCAGAGGUAUUGGAGGAAUAUUUUUUGAUGAUUUAGACACACCAUCAGAGGAGAAAGUAUUUAGCUUUGUUAAAGGUUGUGCAGAAUCUGUUGUACCCUCCUAUGUCCCAUUGUUAAGAGCACAUAAGGAUGAUCCCUAUGGCUAUCAUGAAAGAGAAUGGCAAUUAAUAAGGAGAGGUCGUUAUGUAGAGUUCAAUUUGAUCUAUGAUCGUGGAACUAAGUUUGGCUUGUACACCCCUGGUGCUCGUUAUGAAUCCAUAUUAAUGUCACUUCCGUUAGCAGCAAAAUGGUAUUAUAUGCAUAUUCCUAAAGAGGGUUCUAAAGAAGCUGAAAUGAUGGAAGUAUUAAAAAAUCCUAGAGAGUGGGUGGCAGAAGGAAAGAGUCGAUAAUUUUACAUAAAUUAUUGCUUACAUUUACAUCUCACUGAAACUGAAUGAAAAAAAUCAUAGUUGUUUAUUUUAACAACAUCUUGCUGCCAUCAUGAUACAAGUAUGUUAAGAUUGUUUUGGUCUUAACUAUUUAUAAACUCUAUUCAAAAUUCAAUUUUUACAAUUCUGAUUGUAAUUGUAGAAGUAAAAAAUACUAUAUAUAUUUAUUUUUCCAAGAAACCAAGGUCUUCUGGUGAAAAACUGUAAUCUAUGUUUAAUUGGUAAGUGAAACAGCUCGUUGAAGAGAAUGUUGUGUUAAAUAGCUAUAAUUGUUAGGUGUGAUAAGCUUAGUGCUCUUUACUUCCUUAUGUGUGUGUAUAUAUAUAUACAUACAUACUAAUAAAGUGUUUUGUUAAGGUGUAUAGGUAUUCAUAAGUUUAUGAUUGUUAAAAUAAAUUAUUUUUUUAAAUGCA
Molecule: messenger RNA, 1737 nt
Organism: Nezara viridula (southern green stink bug)
Lineage: Eukaryota; Metazoa; Arthropoda; Insecta; Hemiptera; Pentatomidae
Source: the annotation of a GenBank genome assembly